This is a messenger RNA of Morchella importuna, 1281 nucleotides long. RefSeq lists its product as uncharacterized. NCBI's taxonomy places the organism in Eukaryota, Fungi, Ascomycota, Pezizomycetes, Pezizales, Morchellaceae. The record is from RefSeq and is a predicted model, not a curated record. Gene Ontology annotation, cellular component: membrane. Gene Ontology annotation, biological process: phospholipid biosynthetic process. The coding region runs from base 1 to 1281 and encodes 426 amino acids. Gene Ontology annotation, molecular function: phosphotransferase activity, for other substituted phosphate groups. The transcript is spliced from 6 exons.
AUGGCUUCCUGGGUGGAUACGCGGACACUACACCAGAAACCGUUGAGAGAGAAACGGAAGAGUUCCGAGACGCUGCCCGAUGACCAAUUGAUCCACCUGAAAAGCUACCGUUACCAGGCGGUCGACAAAUCACUCAUCUCGCGGUACAUCCUAAAGCACUACUGGAACUUCAUGGUUGAGCUGCUGCCGCGAUGGCUCGCGCCGAAUGCGGUCACGCUGAUCGGCUUCGGGUUCAUCGUCACGAAUGUCGCGUGUCUGGCCUACUUCAUGCCCGACCUGGUGGGGCCCGGGCCGAGCUGGCUCUACUAUUCGUUUGCGUUCGGGCUGUGGGCGUACUCGACGAUGGAUAACAUCGAUGGGAAGCAGGCGCGGAGGACGGGGUCCAGCUCGCCGCUGGGGGAGUUGUUUGACCAUGGUAUCGAUUCUCUCAACUGCACUUUAGCUAGUCUUUGCGAAACUGCGUCUAUGGGCCUGGGACCCUCGAAGGCUGGCGCUUUCACGGCGCUGAUUCCGUGCUUGCCCAUGUUCUUCUCUACUUGGGAGACUUACCACACCCACGUUCUCUACCUUGGAUACUUCAACGGCCCGACGGAAGGUCUCAUCAUUGCCUGCAGUUUGAUGGCUGCGUCUGGUUACUACGGGCCUGAAAUCUGGACCCACAAGCUCUCUGAGGUUUUCGGCGACCACUGGAUCUUUGGCGACUACUCUAUCCGCGACAUCUGGAUCCCGGUCAUUCUCGGCUCGUUCUUGGUCGCACACUUGCCUUUCUGUGUUUAUAAUGUGAUUGUAGCCCGGCGCCGCCAGAAUCUACCCGUACUCCCGAUCUUCUUGGAAUGGACCCCGAUCAUCAUCUUCACUGCCAGCUGUGUUUUCUGGCUCGGCAGCGAGCAUAGCAGCUUGUUGACUGAGAACCACUUGAUCCUGUUCUGUAUCACUAUGAGCUUUGUGUUUGGGCGCAUGACUACCAAGAUCAUCCUGGCACACUUGACAAAGCAGCCGUUCCCAUAUUGGACCAUCAUGUUGGCGCCGUUGAUGGGCGGUGCUGUGUUGGUCAACCUGCCACUUGUUGGACUCCCUGCGAUCACUCCGCUCUACGAGCUCUACUACCUCCGCGCCUACUGCGCGUUUGCCUUUGUCGUGUACACGCGCUGGGCGAUGUUGGUCAUUGAUGCCAUCUGCGGCUACCUCGGAAUCAGGUGUCUCCGCAUCCCCUACCCGCCCCCGGUCAGGCCGGGAGUGCUCAACGGCGUCACCAGCCCCAAGAAGCAGAGGGCGGCGUAA